AUGACUAAAAAGAAUCCAUCAAAACAGUCAAGUAAAUCACAUAAGAAGAGUAAGAAUGAUGGCGUAGGAAAACAAGCUGAUGCUUAUCGUAUAUUUUUUGUUGAACAACAAACACAUCGAAUUGAAUUGAGUUCAAUGUCGACUAAAGAACAGAUGAAAAUUUUAAGAACUGAAUGGCGAAAAUUAUCUGCACAACAAAAACAAGCAUAUAAAGUUAAAGCUACUAAUGAAAUAAAUCAUCAAGUACUUGAUAAAAAAGAAUUAACUUCUAAUCGAAUUCAUUCAGGUACAAAAACUAACGGUAAUAAUAAACAUCAUUCUCAUGGGAAAAGUCCAUCACAAAAGAAAACAUGUACAAAGAAGACAAAACGAAUGAAUCAAAAAUUAGUUACUCGAAAAACAACUAAUCAUGAACAACAUGAUCAAAUUGAAGGACAUGAAACAGUUGAAAAUACUCAUGAAUAA
Messenger RNA from Rotaria sp. Silwood2, 465 nucleotides. The record is from the annotation of a GenBank genome assembly. NCBI's taxonomy places the organism in Eukaryota, Metazoa, Rotifera, Eurotatoria, Philodinida, Philodinidae.